This is a messenger RNA of Onthophagus taurus, 1317 nucleotides long. It is a transcript of the gene inaF-D, whose product is annotated as trp-interacting inaF-D. Lineage: Eukaryota; Metazoa; Arthropoda; Insecta; Coleoptera; Scarabaeidae. The record is from RefSeq and is a predicted model, not a curated record.
AACGCUGCAUAGGCUACAUUUUGCUGAAGACCAAGAGGUAGUAGCUCAGGAAGAAGAAGACCUUGAAUAUAUGGCAAGAAAAUUAAUCGAAGUAUACGACCGAUGGGGGUUGGUUACGAACGUAGGAAAAACUUUGCAUGGGCGGAGAAACAAAAGAUCUUAAUUAAAGGAUGAGAAGAGAUCACUUAUUUUGGGACUAAGAUGACCUACAAUAGAAGAUGUGAAGUUAUAGUCAACAGGGCAAAAACAUAACAAAAGCCAUAAACUCCCUUCUUUGAUCAAAAUAGAUCUCAAAAAAAGAAAACAACAACUGCAGGCAUGAAAAUUGAUGUAUCAUGUUCUACACCACGCUUUUUUCUAGGAGAAAAACAUGUUGUCUUUCAAAAAUAAAUACUUUUUUGUCUCCGGAGUAGUUUACAUUAGGAGUGGGUUGAUAUGGUUUUCCAGGUCGCAAAACGCAUGACCAAAAGCUUUGACGAUGUCUUCGCCGUCACAAACUCAUUCCGCCUCGGUGAAAAAUUCGAUGUAGUGUCGCGAUUUGUUUUUGUCCACAGUCGAUGGUGCGCUUCAACAAACGCAAGAUAUACCGCUUGUUGAAUUUAAAAUAAAUAAUAACGAAAGAAAAUUAAAUUUCAAUUUAGAAUAAACUGGGAUAAAAAUUAAUAAAAAUGCCUGAAGAGAAAGGAAAUGAAAACAAAGAGACAAACGAAGGAGAUGAAGAUGAUUUGUAUUCCGAACCAAAAUCAAAACCAAAAUUGAUUAGAAUUUUAACAGUUUUUGCGUACAUGUCGUCUGUUUCAAUGGCGGCAAUUCUUCUUUCGAUUUAUUACAUUUUUAUGUGGGAAGGACAACCUAGCUUAGCGAGGAGAACUGAUCCUCGAAUGGAAUCUAUGAUUGGUCAUUCAUCAAUGAUUCGCGAAGAAACACAAUUAGAGCAAAAUAAAUCUGAUGCUGCGAAUAUUGAGGAGUUUACCAAAAACUAUAUAAAUGUUACUUUUGACUCAUUAAAAACGGAACGUGAAAGAGAGACGGAAAAAGAUAUUUUAACAAAUGAUGUAACCCAAGGUAUUCAACAAGAUAAUAAAAAAGAGCGUAAUUUAAACGAACCUUUAAGAGACACAUCUGGAGGAAAUUGUACCACCAAUUGAAAAAUCUACACUUCCAAACCAAACAUUAUCUAGGUCUAAAAACAAUUUGAGACCAAAAACUAAAUGUUGAUCAUUAUUUUGUCAUUAUAUUUACUGAUACUCAGUAACUUAUUUAUUGUAUUUAUUUAAUUGUAGAAAAUAGGAAUUAAAUUAUAACUAUUAAAAUGUA